Pararge aegeria (speckled wood butterfly) is the source of this 989-nucleotide messenger RNA. RefSeq lists its product as uncharacterized. The record is from RefSeq and is a predicted model, not a curated record. Bases 31 to 660 code for a protein of 209 amino acids. Lineage: Eukaryota; Metazoa; Arthropoda; Insecta; Lepidoptera; Nymphalidae. The transcript is spliced from 2 exons.
CGUCGAGCCGCGACCACAACUCCUACCGCAAUGAAGUACCAUAUUUUCCUGGGACUCUUGUCCGUGGCGGCCGCAUAUCCUGGAAUCAUCCACCAGGAGGUCCCACAAAUCGCAGAGACGUUCGAUCACCAAGGCAUCAUUGGUGAAUCGGGACACCACCAUCAGGUCCAACAUGAGCACGCCAAGUCACAUCAAUCCAUCAAAUUCGAGCACUUCCACCCAGUUCCCGUGUACGUCAAGAAAGAGCACAGCCAUCUCCUGAAGCAUCCCCUUGAAAAGGGAAAAUCUGAGCAAAACCUGAAACAAAUCCACCCUGAAACACAACAUAGCCAUGGUGGUGGCUUAGUUUUAGAAGACCACAGGCUAGAUACUGAGCAUCUUGCUAGCCUCGGUCAUGGAGGUUUCGAACAUGGAAGUUUUGAACAAGGAGGUCUUGGACACGGAGGUUUGAGCCAAGGAAGUAUUGAACACGCUGGUCUUCAACAAGGCGGAUAUGAGCAAGGGGGCUACGAGCAAUUCGCCGGAAGCUACGAAGGUGGCGAAGGCUUGAAAGCAUAUGCUGAACAGCAGCCCGAGAUUCAGGGACAAUACUACGCUGAGCAUGCUCAAGCUCUAGGAGGCGAAAGUGGAGAAGGUUACAAAUACGAACACUACAACUAACUGCAUUUAGCUUAAUUCUUGCAGACAUACCUGAGGGGAUAAUCUCCACAUUCUCAAAUAAAUUAAGGAUUACUUCUUGCCUGUUGAUACUGAUAGUAUAGUUAUCAGUAUUUGAGAUGAGCUGGCCUGAGGCUUUGUUGUUAGUAAUGCUUCAAAAUUUUAUCUUAAUGUACCUGAUUUAUUUAUUUAUAAAAAUGUAAAUUGGUAAAACAACCCGUGAAUUCUUUUGGUGAUGUAAUAAUGUGAAAAAGUGUGUAAUCACGUAAAUAAUGACAGUAUGUAUAAUGUAUUGUAUUCUGUAAAUGCGUUUUUAUAGGAGUAGCAUAGGG